AUGGUUCUCAAGCUUGCCCAGUUUGCUAGCCGCGCUGUUGGAGGCCGUGCAUACUAUUCGACGUCCGGCAAAAGACACGAUGUUGUGAUCGUGGCCGCCACCCGUACUCCUAUUGGAAGCUUCCAGAGCAGCCUGUCAUCGCUGUCCGCUUCCCAGCUCGGAGCCGUUGCCGUGGAGUCGGUUGUAAAGCAGGCUGGCAUCGGGAAGGAGGACGUGCAGGAGGUGUACAUUGGCAAUGUGAAUGCGGCUGGCAUGGGACAGGCACCGGCCCGCCAGGCAGUCAUCUUUGCCGGGCUGCCCAAAUCGACCAUCUGUACCACCGUCAACAAGGUGUGUUCGUCGGGCAUGAAGAGCGUUAUGCUAGGGGCACAAACGCUCAUGCUCGGCCAACAGGAGGUGAUCGUGGCAGGUGGUAUGGAAUCGAUGUCGAAUGUGCCGUACUAUCUGAAGCGUGGCAGCACACCGUACGGUGGAGUUAACCUGAUCGACGGUAUUGUGUUCGACGGGCUGACCGAUGUGUACAACAAGUUCCAUAUGGGAAAUUGUGCGGAAAACACGGCCAAACAAAUGGGCAUUACGCGCAAGGAUCAGGACGAAUUUGCCAUCAACAGCUACAAGCGCAGUGCGGCCGCCUGGAGCGCGAAAGCGUUCGAUGCGGAAAUCACACCGGUGCGGAUUGCGGGCAAGCGCGGCAAGCCGGACAUCGUCGUGGCCGAAGACGAAGAGUACAAGCGGGUAAACUUUGACAAAUUCGGACAGCUCGCAACGGUGUUCCAGCGGGAAAAUGGUACCGUAACGGCUGGUAAUGCUUCCACGCUAAAUGAUGGCGCAUCGGCCGUGGUGCUGAUGACGGCCGAAGCGGCCGAACGGUUCAAGUGCAAACCAUUGGCGCGGGUAGUCGGGUUUGCCGAUGCCGAAACGGAUCCGAUAGAUUUUCCGAUUGCACCGGCACUGGCCGUACCGAAGCUGCUAAAACAGACCGGCGUACGCAAGGAGGAUGUGGCCAUGUGGGAAAUUAACGAAGCAUUUUCAUUGGUAGUUGUGGCCAAUCAGCGCAAGCUUGACAUCGAUCCGGAGAAGGUGAACAUCCACGGUGGCGCGGUUUCCCUCGGUCAUCCGAUCGGUAUGUCCGGUGCCCGGUUGGUAACCCAUAUGACGCACGCCCUGAAAGCGGGACAGGUUGGUUGUGCCUCGAUCUGCAACGGUGGUGGCGGUGCGUCCUCGAUCCUGAUCGAAAAGCUGUAA
Messenger RNA from Anopheles marshallii, 1245 nucleotides. RefSeq names its product acetyl-CoA acetyltransferase, mitochondrial (gene Acat1). Lineage: Eukaryota; Metazoa; Arthropoda; Insecta; Diptera; Culicidae. The record is from RefSeq and is a predicted model, not a curated record. Bases 1 to 1245 code for a protein of 414 amino acids. Gene Ontology annotation, biological process: fatty acid beta-oxidation. Gene Ontology annotation, molecular function: acetyl-CoA C-acetyltransferase activity. The transcript has 2 exons.